Molecule: messenger RNA, 1449 nt
Organism: Cynara cardunculus var. scolymus (artichoke)
Lineage: Eukaryota; Viridiplantae; Streptophyta; Magnoliopsida; Asterales; Asteraceae
Exons: 1
Coding region: 35-1120 (361 amino acids)
Source: RefSeq, a predicted model, not a curated record
AAUGUAACCUUGCCGGAGCCACACACAGAGAGAAAUGGACGGAAGGACCCAAAAACCUAGACUCGACCCCGGAGCUCUCCUCCGAGUCUCCGAUCACUUCCUCCGCCGCCGUCAUUUCGACGAUUGUCGUAAAUACGCUCACCAAGCUCACCAAAUCGACCCUAAUUUUCCUGGAAUCUCCGAAAUCGUGGCCGUUGCCGACGUUUUAAUCGCCUCAAAGUGUCGAAUCUCGACCGGAGACGUACCUGACUGGUACGCGGUCAUGCAACUCGAUCGCUAUUCAGACGAUUCUGAUUUAAUCAGACAACGGUUCAAUCACUUGUACGGGCUUUUAGACCCUAGCAACAACAAGUUCUCUUUGGCAAAAGAAGCCUUCAAUAUUGUUUGCGAUGCUUGGUAUGUCUUGUCGAAUCCUUUACAGAAACUAGAAUUUGAUGAUGCGCUUAAGAAACAUUUGGAUGAUUUUGCCUUUUGGACUGUUUGCCCUUACUGCUAUUAUCUGUAUGAGUAUCCUAGGGUUUAUUUUGAGAUUUGUUUGAGGUGUCCGAAUGAUAAAUGUUCAAAAGCGUUUACGUGUGUGGAAAUUGAUCGGCCUCCGGCCGAGGUUUUGAUGGAGGGCAAGUACUUGUGCGCCGGAUUUUUGCCGGUAGGGUUUCAGCACGGUAGUUGGAACCCAUUUGUGCCACCGAAAAAAGAGAAAGUGAAUGCUAGCGAUGAUGCUGGUAAUUGUGUGGACAUAUCCGAUGAUGAUGAUGAUCAAGUUGAGACCAAGAGUGAUAAAUCUCUUAAUGUUAGUAUUGAGGAAGUUCAUGAAGGUGCGGGAAGUGUAAAAAUGGACGGUGGAAUGCCAACCAUGAAGCCUGCUAUGGGAAGGAAGAAGUCAGUAGCUAAGAAAACCAAGAAGCUGACUGGCGUUGGGAACAGAGUGACAAAAGAGGGGUUUGUACAUAGGGAAGAAACAGAACUGAAGGUGUGUUCUACUGAUAAGGAUCAUGAGGGUUGUGAAAAUGACUUUAGUUUUGGGGAUCUCGGAGGACCCAUUGAUCCGACGAAUGGUGGGGAAGUAGAAUUUUAUGAUGCUGAUGGCGACAUCCUUGUGAGUCUGCAGAAUGGUAUGUGAUGGUUAUGACGCAGCUGCAAGAGUAUCCCCUUGGUCGUGUUAGGUACAUAAUCGGUCUCCUUCUUUAUGUACAAAAUUCAGCUUCGUGUUCAGGGAUCUGAAAAUAUGGUAGAAAUUGCAACUAGACUACUUGGUUUCCUGGUGUUCUUGUUAUGGGGAAGCUAUGCAAAUAUCACUAUAGAUUAGUAGACUAUGAUCCUAGGAAUAGUUUUCUGACCAUUGGUAAUGCUUUUCCUAUAGAUUACUUCAUUCUGAUGGUAGCUUUUUGUAGAAAUUGAGCUGGAUGUAAAUCGAAUAUCUAUCUAUAUUAACGUGCUUAGUUUGGCCGC